This is a messenger RNA of Acanthosepion pharaonis, 591 nucleotides long. The record is from the annotation of a GenBank genome assembly. NCBI's taxonomy places the organism in Eukaryota, Metazoa, Mollusca, Cephalopoda, Sepiida, Sepiidae.
AUGACUCCCUGUUCCUCUCUCCUAAUCACUCCACGCUUUCAUCCUCGCUUCACAAUUCUCCUCUCUCAUCUCUCAACACUCUUCUCCCCCUUCGUUUUCAUGCUCCUCUCAGCACUCUUCUUUCUGGUCUUUUCCUCUCUCCUAAUCAUUCUACGUUUUCAUCCUCGCUUCAGAACUCUCCUUUUUUCAUUUUCCUACAACUCACUUUUUGCUCUCAAAUCAUUCAAUGUUGUCAUCCUCGCUUCAGGGACUCUCCUCUCUCAUCGUGCCAUAACACUCAAGUUUCCUCUCCUUCUCGCGUUUCACUCUAUUUUUAUACUCGCUUCAGAUCUCUUCUUUCUCGUCUUGUCAUGCCCAUUUUCCUUUCUUCAAUUACUCCGCAUUACUUUGCCUAAUAACUCAUUUGUUCGCUCUCUGGCGCUCUACUUUUCUCCUCUUCUGUUUGUUUCCCUACCAUUUUCCUUUAUUUUCGCUCUCGUUGCCGCCUCUCCCUUUCCCUCCUCUCAAGAUUCUUGCAUUCUGCCCAAUGCCAGUUACAUGGUCUAUUCUUCCUCUCACACUUUUGUUUAUGUCAUGGGUCCUUACCUAUAA